UGCGUAACUGUAGCGACUGAUGAGCCCGACGGUCCUUGGAAAACUGAAGCCACCUUUUCACAUUUUUUUCACCAAUAAGACAGGUCAACCGCCAUACGCAGACUCCAGAGGGGGACUCAUGAAGAUAGUUUUUUUUUUUUUUAAUUAAUUUAAUGUUCGCCUGCCGUCUGCGGCAGAAGAAAUAAGCCAUGUUUUGUUUUUGAUAUCAGCGCGAUGUUUAACGGUGUCGCUCUAUAGAGGUUCCCCGUUAAAGGGAAACAGUUAGCUUCAUAAGUGGAGCCUCCAGCAUUUUCUGCCUACAUUUUAGGCAGAAAAGACGCUUUCGGGUCAAUAUAUUUUUUUGUUUUCACUGGCUCGGGGGGCUCUUGCCCAGUCAAUAUUUGACUCUGGAGCCGGACACGGAGGAGAGCAUGGCCAUGACAGGAGGGACUGCAGCCGCCCUCCCCAUGAGCAACCACACCCGUGAGCGGGUGACCGUGGCCAAACUGACGCUGGAGAACUUCUACAGCACGCUGCUCACCCAACACGAGGAGCGCGAGAUGAGGCAGAAGAAGCUGGAGAAGGCCAUGGAUGACGAGGGCUUACCAGAUGAUGAGAAAGUGAUGCGGCGUUCCCAGCAUGCUCGCAAGGAGACCGAGUUUUUGAGACUGAAGAGGACGCGGCUGGGCUUGGAUGACUUUGAGUCGCUUAAAGUCAUCGGACGUGGUGCUUUUGGAGAGGUGCGUUUGGUGCAGAAAAAGGACACCGGGCACAUUUACGCCAUGAAGAUUUUGCGAAAAGCAGACAUGUUGGAGAAAGAGCAGGUCGCUCACAUCCGGGCGGAAAGGGAUAUUCUCGUGGAGGCAGACGGCGCAUGGGUGGUGAAGAUGUUUUACAGCUUCCAGGAUAAGAGGAACCUCUACCUCAUUAUGGAAUUUUUGCCUGGAGGCGACAUGAUGACGCUGCUGAUGAAGAAGGACACUUUGUCCGAAGAGGCCACCCAGUUCUACAUCGCCGAGACGGUCCUGGCCAUCGACUCCAUCCACCAACUGGGUUUCAUCCACAGAGAUAUCAAACCGGACAAUCUGCUGCUGGACUCCAGGGGACAUGUGAAGCUGUCUGAUUUUGGUUUAUGCACCGGACUGAAGAAAGCCCACCGAACGGAAUUUUACAGAAACUUGACACACAACCCACCCAGUGACUUUUCCUUUCAAAACAUGAACUCCAAACGGAAAGCAGAAACCUGGAAGAAGAACCGGAGACAGCUGGCUUAUUCCACAGUGGGCACGCCGGACUACAUCGCCCCUGAAGUCUUCAUGCAGACGGGAUACAAUAAGCUGUGCGACUGGUGGUCCCUGGGUGUCAUCAUGUAUGAGAUGCUGAUAGGCUAUCCGCCGUUUUGUUCGGAGACGCCGCAGGAGACGUAUAGGAAAGUCAUGAACUGGAAGGAGACUCUCGUGUUUCCACCCGAAGUCCCCAUCUCGGAGAGAGCAAAGGACAUGAUUCUGCGGUAUUGCACGGAUGCUGAGAACAGAGUCGGGGCAGGCAGCGUGGAGGAGAUCAAAAGCCAUCAGUUUUUUGAGCCCGUGGACUGGGAGCAUAUCAGAGAGCGUCCCGCCGCUAUUUCCAUCGAGAUAAAAAGCAUCGACGACACCUCCAAUUUUGACGAGUUCCCGGAGUCCGACAUCCUCCAACCAGCCAAUGCCACAGAACCAGACUUCAAAUCCAAGGAUUGGGUGUUCCUCAACUACACUUACAAACGCUUCGAGGGCCUGACUCAACGAGGCACCAUCCCAACAUACAUGAAGCCAGGGAAGGCCUGACAGCCUCGAACAGGGAGUAUAUAAAAAAAAAAAAGACACUCACGGAUGUAACAGGGUCGGGCCUUUGGAGGCUCCCGCUGGUGCUGAAAGCCGAACCGCCCCCCCCUCAGUCUACGUGUAAACCGCCCUCGCUCCGCCAAGUUCUUAAGGGUCGCGUGUGGCCUGCAGCUCUCAGGCCAGCUCGGGUCUCUAUACCGUACGCGCGCGCUCACGUCACCUCAUAAAAAGACUGCAGUCACUACUCGAAAGUCUCAACACUGGUCGUCGGAAACUGGCUCAUAUGCAAAACGAGUACCCACUACUGAACACGCGCCGCCGCCGCACUCUGGAAGGUUUCAGCAUGAUUUGCGGUGUUCUGCGACAACCUCGUCCGUCCAGGAUAGUGCGUUCCCUCAAAUGGUGUUCUCUAAGGGUUGAAAAACAAAACAUUUGCAUUACGGUUUAGUAUUGUGCAAUUGACAGUUUAUCACGUUACAGGGUGCAGGAAAGGGUUAAUGUAAA
Messenger RNA from Hippocampus comes (tiger tail seahorse), 2303 nucleotides. Its product is annotated as serine/threonine-protein kinase 38-like. The record is from RefSeq and is a predicted model, not a curated record. Bases 411 to 1802 code for a protein of 463 amino acids. The transcript is spliced from 15 exons. Lineage: Eukaryota; Metazoa; Chordata; Actinopteri; Syngnathiformes; Syngnathidae. Gene Ontology annotation, molecular function: protein serine/threonine kinase activity; ATP binding. Gene Ontology annotation, biological process: protein phosphorylation.